ACGACCUCUCUCGCGCGGCAGUGCCACACGAACCGCCGCGGCGAACGGCGGCCUGAACACGGUACCUCUCGCGAUAACGAAGGUGCGCGCACGUUUUGCGUUACGUUGUUUGUACUCCCGCCUAUCGAUAUCCACAUCCGCGCUGUUCGCAAUUCGUUCCCGGUCUUUAACCGAGGAGGCAGGCUUCGUCGAAGCCUCCUGAUCGACCGCGCGUCGUCGUCCCCGCGUUGAACCGACGAGUUCCCGGGUGUCGAUCGUUCCAGUCAGCUCCUUUGUUCCUUCAGCGUCCCGGAUACUCUUCUUGGAUAUCUCUCUCUACGUGCACGAGCAUUCCUGAAUCUCGAGCUGCGACUUUCACUGCAUAAUGUCCGCAUUGUUGCUGUUGUUGGUCGCGGCGCUUCUGGCCCCCCCGAGAGUCCACGUGCCCGCACGCGAUGUCGAUUUCUGCUUCGCGGACGAGGAUGACCCGUACCUGUACAUGGCCACGAAAACCGCAUAUCACUUCGUUCACGGUGGCAAGACCCGAUUCCAGACAGUACCGGAUUGCCGGCCGGUGCAAAUUUGGAUGCUCGCGGCACACGGCACCCGUUGCCCGACUAUGCAAGAAAUCCACAGCAUUCGCUCUCUAACUGAUCUCAAAGAACAGAUAGUUCAGAAUCAUGAAGGGCAGGGUCACCUGUGCGGUCGAGAUCUGGAUAAUCUAAAAAAAUGGAAGCUGGACGAUUAUUUGCUGCCGCAACGGGCGGAAGUCCUGACACCACAAGGGGUGGAAGACAUGAAGCUACUGGCCAGAAGAUUGCAAAGCAAUUUCCCGGAGCUGCUGCUCCCCAACAUUUACAACAUUACAUCCUCCAAUUACAAGUUUCGUGCUACCGAAGCUCGCGACAGCAUGACAUCUUUUAUGGAAGGGCUGUUCGGUAGCAGAUCCGCCGUACUUCCAGAAGAAGCUUCUCUUAACGACACUUUACUUACUGCGUACAAAACAUGCGGUAUGUGGAAUAACGAAGAAAAAGAGGGAUCGUUCGAAAACAUAGAACGCAUCAGAUUCGAUAACGGACCAGAGUUCCAAAAUCUCUUGAGGAACAUCAGCAGACGACUCGGUUUUCUGUACAAUAUUUCUGCUGAUAAAAUCGACGCUAUGUACGACGCGUGUCGAUACCAGAAGGCCUGGUCUGUCACCGAACUUUCACCUUGGUGCGCCGUCUUCAGCAAAGACGAACUUCGCAUUCUGGAGUACAGGGAGGAUCUCGAUUACUAUUACAAAGCGGGCUAUGGGCGCGAUAUCAACACUCGUUUGGGAUGCCCCUUGCUGCACGACAUGAUGAGCCACUUCUGGAAUGUAGCAAGUGACGAGAUGUCGAACGAGCCCGCGGGCAUCUUCUACUUCAGCGAUAUAGUCAGCCUGCAAAAUCUUCUGGCCACGAUGGGCAUAAACGAAGAUCAGAUGCGAUUGACCGCUUACAAUUACAAAGAGAUGGCCAGACGUCAAUGGCGCACAUCGAUGAUAUCACCCUUUGCCGCGAAUCUCAUCGCAGUAUUUUACAAAUGCAACUACGAUAAUAACCGCAAUAAGGUGAUGUUUUAUCUGGCGGAGAAACCAGUACGAUACAGUGGCUGUCAGGUGGGUCUGUGCGACUGGGAGUUCUUGAAAAGCAAGUUCGGUCAGCUGGCGUCCAACUGCAAGCUGGACGUCUGCUGGAAGGCGAGCGGAGCAACAUCCAGUUUUCCUGAUUUUAUAGCCAUCUUAUUAACGUCUUUUAUUCUAGUCCGCUUUGGCUACCAACAAUUGUAAAUAUAAGCUUAGCUUAUUCAUUAUCGAGCGUUACAUUGUAAAAUGUUAAGUACGAGUGAGAUUUUUGGGAUUCUCAAGUUAAUACUUAUAGAAUUCUUCUCUCUUUUCAACAGAGAGCAAAAAAGCGCACAGAGCAAAUUAAGGCGUUAAAUUGUAGACUAUUUUAUCGCUUUUAGAUGUUAAUUUCUGCGACUUCAAAAAUGUAUUAAAUACAUUACGAUAUAUAUGUGCGAGUAGUGUGACGUACAGUUAGUAAUGACGUUUAAUGUGACUUUAAAUAAAUUUUAUGUCUAAAUUUUAUUACAUAAUUUACAUAUAAGAAUUAAUAGAGUUAAUUGUUAUAAUAUAUUUGCUCUAAUUUACAAUAAUAUCCUAAUAUGUAUUUUAAAAUAUAUUUAUGUUUUAUUUAUAUGCGCCUGUUACUAUUUUAAUUCGUUAUCCAUAAUGCAUAAAACAUUAGUAACAAAAAUAUAGCCACUCAAAAAUCAAGAUUUUCUCUUUAAAA
Molecule: messenger RNA, 2297 nt
Organism: Solenopsis invicta (red fire ant)
Lineage: Eukaryota; Metazoa; Arthropoda; Insecta; Hymenoptera; Formicidae
Product: multiple inositol polyphosphate phosphatase 1
Exons: 9
Coding region: 365-1792 (475 amino acids)
Molecular function (GO): acid phosphatase activity; inositol phosphate phosphatase activity
Source: RefSeq, a predicted model, not a curated record